CUCUUACUUUGCUCAUUAUCCACCAUAGAAUCUCCAACUCCCCCACUCUCUCUCUUCUCUGUCACUCCUCCUCACCACCGCCUUUCUCUCUAUUAAAUCCCCUCUCUACCUUACACCUCUCCCUCUCCUUCAAUCCUCUCAUUCCAUCUCCAACCACACCCAAACAACACUUCAAUAUUUGACACUUUAUAUCUUCAUCGUCCAAGUUGAAUUGAACGUUCUCCAAAACAUGAAGGAUCGGAUGUGCGAGCUCUGCGACCAACGCGCCGCUCUCUACUGCGCCUCCGACUCCGCCUUCCUCUGCUUUCGCUGCGACUCUAGGGUUCAUAGCGCCAACUUCCUCGUCGCUCGCCACGUCCGCCAGCCGCUCUGCUCCAACUGCAAAUCCCUCGCCGGGUACCCCAUCUCCGGCGAUGGCGUAAGGACUGAUCAUUGGCUCUGCUCGUCCUGUUCGCCGGAGGAUUUUUCCGGAGACGAUGAUGAUUCGUUGUUGUCGUCGUCCCUUGAUUCUGUUGGCUCUGCAUGCGCCUCCAGCACGGAUCAGUCUUUAGCGACGACAACGACGGGUAAGGUUUGUCCAAGGAGAUCAGGGAGCUCAGUGACGGAAGUCUCCAAGGGCUCGUACGUUCCGGCGAGAUUCUCCGCUAGGUUUAUGAGGAGAAGAAUGCAGAGAGUGAGGAGUGCCGACGCUAGAGCGGAGGGUACUUUCGUAAACUGGUGCAAGAAGCUUGGUAUGAGUAGCGGUGAUUCCGCCGUCGUGGUGUCGUCGGCUUCUCAUGCUUUAGGGUUUUGCUUGGCCCGGCUGCCGGGAGUGCCAUUAAGAGUGGCGCUCGCUGCGUCGUUUUGGUUUGGAGUGAGAAUUUGCGGGGACAGGGCGGUGUCGACGUGUCAGAAUUUGAGAAGGGUGGAGGAGAUAUCGGGAGUGCCGGUGAAGCUGAUAUUGGCCGUUGAUGCAAAGCUCGGACGGGAACUGAGAACGAGGAGAGGGAGGCCGGAGAUAAAGGAGGGUUGGGCAGAGUGUUGAUGAGUCUUGAGGUUUGGCAUGUACGAUGGCAUUGCAGUAGAACAAACUAGUGUGGAGUGUCUAUUGUAGAUUUGCAGUAGAUGAUUAGUCAAUAGAUUUGGGAGGAACAAAAUUGAAUUAGUUUUACUGUGUGGUUUUUUUAAUCUUUGCAAGAUUAUGGUCGAUCCAUGGGGAUUAGCACCAUUGAAACAAUAUGAAAGGAAAAGAGCCUUGAAAACCGGUGGGAUAUUGACCACGGUUUCAUUUGGGUAAAAUGAGUGGGGUUUAGAGUAAUCUAGGAGCUGAUUUUGAACGUUUUCAUGGUUGCAUGUUAGAUCUCUAAUGAUAUUUCAUCUGGAUAUUUCUAUUGUUGGAAUAAACUCUCUCAUCUAGUUAGUUACUAGAUGAAAGAUUUGCUUGCACCGUUUCUUGGUGGAUACGGAC
Fragaria vesca subsp. vesca is the source of this 1447-nucleotide messenger RNA. RefSeq lists its product as uncharacterized. The record is from RefSeq and is a predicted model, not a curated record. Lineage: Eukaryota; Viridiplantae; Streptophyta; Magnoliopsida; Rosales; Rosaceae. The coding region runs from base 230 to 1024 and encodes 264 amino acids. The transcript has a single exon. Gene Ontology annotation, molecular function: zinc ion binding.